Molecule: messenger RNA, 1926 nt
Organism: Drosophila takahashii
Lineage: Eukaryota; Metazoa; Arthropoda; Insecta; Diptera; Drosophilidae
Gene: Droj2
Product: DnaJ heat shock protein family (Hsp40) member A4-like
Biological process (GO): response to heat; protein refolding
Cellular component (GO): cytosol; cytoplasm
Molecular function (GO): Hsp70 protein binding; ATP binding
Source: RefSeq, a predicted model, not a curated record
GCUGGUCACACCGGCUCCGUUCCGAAUUUUCUUCCUAGCGUGGCGGCCAUAGUAAGCUGUUGAAAAGUAUUCGACGUGAAUUAAAAUUAUUGUAAAAGUGUAACCUCAAGGAACCCGGUUGCAAAAGUCUCCAUUUGCUUUAGACACGAUACGACACGAGGAAAAGUAAACAGCCUACAAGAUGGUCAAGGAGACUGGUUACUACGAUCUGCUGGGCGUGAAGCCCAAUGCCACGCCCGACGAGCUGAAGAAGGCGUACCGCAAGCUGGCCCUCAAGUACCAUCCCGACAAGAACCCCAACGAGGGUGAGAAAUUCAAGGCCAUCUCGCAGGCGUACGAGGUGCUCUCGGAUGCGGACAAGCGUCAGGUGUACGACGAUGGCGGCGAGGCGGCCAUCAAGAAGGGCGGUGCCGAUUCCGGUGACUUCCGCAACCCCAUGGACUUCUUUGAGAAGUUCUUCGGCGCCGGUUUCGGCGGCGGCGGCGGUGGACGGCGGCGCGAGAGACGCGGCAAGGACGUGGUUCACCAGAUGUCCGUGCAGCUGGAGGAGCUGUACAACGGAGCCACACGCAAGCUGCAGCUGCAGAAGAACGUGAUCUGCGACAAGUGCGAGGGUCGCGGCGGCAAGAAGGGCAGCAUCGAGAAGUGCAUGCAGUGCCGGGGCAACGGUGUGGAGACCCGGGUGCAGCAGAUCGCUCCCGGCAUCAUGCAGCACAUCGAGCAGGUGUGCCGCAAGUGCUCGGGCACGGGCGAGACCAUUCAGGAGAAGGAUCGCUGCAAGAACUGCAGCGGACGCAAGACGGUGCGGGAGCGCAAGGUGCUCGAGGUGCACAUCGAGAAGGGAAUGCGGGACGGGCAGAAGAUCGUGUUCACGGGCGAGGGCGAUCACGAGCCGGAAUCUCAACCGGGCGAUAUUAUCAUUCUGCUGGACGAGAAGGAGCACGCGACAUUCGCGCACGCCGGACAGGAUCUGAUGAUGAAGAUGCCGCUGCAGCUGGUCGAGGCGCUCUGCGGAUUCCAGCGAAUCGUCAAAACGCUGGACGAUCGCGAUCUCAUUGUGUCCACGCAGCCCGGCGAGGUCAUCAGGCACGAGAUGACCAAGUGCAUUGCCGAGGAGGGCAUGCCCAUCUUCAAGAACCCCAUGGAGAAGGGCACGCUGAUCAUUCAGUUCGAGGUGAUCUUCCCGGAGGUGAUGAAUCCAUCGGUGGUGCCCACGCUGAAACAGUGCCUGCCACCGGCGCCGGAGGUUGACAUUCCAAUCGAUGCAGAGCAGACGGUUUUGGAGGACUUCGAUCCCAAGCAGCGCCGUCAGCAACACCAGCGCAUGGCCUACGAUGAGGACGAUGGCGGCUAUCAGGAUGGCCCCCGCGUCCAGCAGUGCACAUCGAGUUAAGCGCCCCCGCUGCGUGUUGCACCCCCGGACACACACACACACACCCCCUAAUAAUACCCCCAAUCAACAAGCAGUAAUAAUAUGUAAACCAGCUCCCGGAACACUGUAACUGCGCUUGCAAUGGCCGAAGAACUCCCAAAAGCACCUAAACCUAAACACACCAUCCAACACACACACUAGGAGACCCAACCAAUCGAGAUCUAAAGUUAUUUCAUGCAAGCUACGAUAUUUAGGUAUAAAUCAAAGGAACUUAUCAGAUAUAUGCACUAUGUCUAUAACGCGUGGUUGUUUGUAAACCAAUGGAACAUUUUUUUCUUUUCGUUUAUGUUGCGUUGGAUUGUCAAAGAAUCGAAAACGGAAACUGAAACUAAACUAAACUGAAAUUGAAAAUCAGCCGCCACUAGAACCGUAUCUAAAAGUCGCGAAAGCCAGCGAACGCGUCUAGGAACAAGUUUAAGUUAUUUAAUUCCAGCAUAAAUAAAAGCGUUAGUUUAAACGGAUAUAACAAAUAAAUAAUUAAUACACAAUUUCAA